GAGUGGAGGUGGGGGGGUGCCGCGGCGGAGCGAGCGCGGGGAUCCGCACACCGGCGGCGGCGGCGGCAGGUGUGAGCCGUCCGGAUGGCGGAGUCCGGACCGCAGCCGCCGGGCGGCGCGCCCAGCCGGCACGAGAAGAGCCUGGGGCUGCUCACCACCAAGUUCGUCUCGCUGCUGCAGGAGGCCAAGGACGGCGUGCUCGACCUGAAGCUGGCAGCAGAUACUCUGGCAGUGCGGCAAAAGAGACGUAUUUAUGAUAUUACAAACGUCCUUGAGGGCAUUGGACUUAUCGAGAAGAAAUCGAAGAACAGUAUUCAGUGGAAAGGUGUGGGGCCUGGCUGUAAUACCCGAGAAAUUGCCCACAAGUUGAUUGAGUUGAAAGCAGAGAUUGAGGACCUGGAACAUCGGGAACGAGAGCUGGAACAGCAAAAGAUGUGGGUGCAGCAGAGUAUCAGGAAUGUCACCGAUGAUGUACAGAACAACGAAUUAGCGUAUGUGACAGACGAGGAUCUUUGCAAGUGCUUCCCAGGCGACACAUUGCUGGCCAUCCGAGCUCCGUCAGGAACCCAGCUAGAAGUUCCUGUCCCUGAGGGCUUAAACGGCCAGAGGAAAUACCAGAUCCACCUAAAGAGCAGCAACGGUUCCAUUGAUGUUCUUCUAGUAAACAAGGAUGCCUGGAGCUCUCCUCCGGUGGUACUUCCUGUCCCUCCCCCGGAAGACCUCAUUCAGUGCCAGCCAAUCACUCCCUCUAAGAAGCCAUCCGUUCCCCCGUCCCAGGAGACCCCUCUUCCCAGCGGUGCCAACCCUCCUGGGUCUGUGCCCAGCAGCACACAAGACCACAGGCCCUCCGUGCCCCAAUCGGCCGCCGUGGCAGAGACAGGCACCUCGACAGCAGAAUCAAAAAGCAGUGUGGAGCUGGACUCGCUUACCCCUUCGACUGUACCGGCCAGCCCGCCAGCUGGGCUUGAUACGCAGCCCCUCCAAUCCUCAGCCUUGCUGGACAGCAGCUCUGUCUCGCCCAGUUCCUUUACCUCCUUCGAGCCAAUCAAGUCCUUCCCCACAGAAAUACUGGAAUUUCCCAAAGAGCUUUCAGAAAUGUUUGAGCCAACCAGAGAGUGCAUGAAUUCGGAGUUGCUUGAAGAGCUGAUGUCCUCUGAAGUGUUUGCUCCUUUACUCCGCCUCUCCCCGCCUCCCGGAGACCACGACUACAUCUACAACUUGGAUGAGAGCGAAGGGGUUUGCGACCUUUUCGACGUCCCGAUUCUCAACCACUGACUUUGACUGCCUGGAUGGAUGGACUUUGGGAUACGGAUUCUUCCCCCCACCCCCCUUUUUUUAUUUUUAAAGAAACUUGUCUCAAAGGAAUGUGGGGGAAAACCCCAAACUCUUCAUUUUGGAUUCUUUGUCCGCUAGUGCUUGACUGAAACACAAGAGCUGCUCUGGUCUAGACCGAAAACCAAUAAGGACGAAAGUCUCGUCUCCAGCUUUUUUUUCUUUUCUUUUCUUUCCCCCCCUCUUCCCUGGCUUAAUCUUGGUCCAGUCCUUGUCCCUUCACGGAUCCUGAGCGGGCCUCCUUCCCAGGCACCUGCUGUCGAAUCUUGCCGAACAGUAAAAGCGCUUCCUUGAGUCCCCUUCUAGCCUGUUUUGGCAUCCCUGCACUGCUGGGGGCACUUUGCAUCUCCCUCCCUCCCUCCUUCCUUUUCUAAUUACCAACAGGACAGCCAAACCGGAGCCAGGUGGUUUGUGUGUGUGUGUGUGGGGAAAUCCAGCCCCGGCCUCUCUUUUGGCCUCUCUUUUGGCUCGUUCAUAGAAUUCAAACGAUUCAUAGAAUUCAAACGAUCCUCUCUUUAGCAAUUGUCUGCUUUGGGCAUGAUGGAAUGUGGGCCUCUCAGCCGAUCCCUGGAUCGGUUUUUUUUUUUGUUUUUAAUGUGCUUAGAAGUGGCGUUUCAAGUAACCCUCCUGGUGCAUCUUUUCAACACAAAGCACGAAGCCCUUUCCCCCCCUGUAGGUUGCCUAGACUUAAAUCGUGUGUGUGUGUGUGUGUGUGUGUGUGCCCGUGCGCGUUUUGUUUUUAAGGUGCCAGUUUUGCACAGUCACUUUCCUCCAAAGAGUCAGAACUCCCAGAUGAUUUUGUUAGAAAGGAGGUGUGCAAAAAACAAGUUGGGACUUCGAGCAGGUGGGAACCUGCCUGUUGUCAACCCAAAGCUUCUUUUGCACACACCCGUCCUGGGUUGCCCCCUCCCCCCCCCAUCUGCAGCUGUGCUGCAUCAGGAAGGGAAGAGCUGGCUGGGACUAAUUGGGAGGCUUGCUUUCUCUCUCAAGCCCCCCCCCCUCCCCCGAUGUCUCCGUUGGGACCCUCCGAUGGAGGAGAUUUAGUCACAGCGAAGGGAGCCUCCCUGGUGUGUCCUCCUCCCAUAGCUGCUAGAGUAGGGCUUUUCGGGGUGCGCUGUUUCCCUUUGCGAUUGGCUAGACGUAUUACGUUGCCGGUGCUGUUGGCGCAGUCCGACUUCUCUUUGGAACUUAAACCACGGCGUGCCCUUUCCCGCAUUUCUCUCCGACAAGCGCACCCUCAGCCUCUCCAUCGGGGGCUUCCCCUGAUCUUGAGGACAUAUGGAAGGAGCCCUCGCUUUCUGCCCCUCCCCAAUCCUGCACUUCCGAACACCUUUCCCCCCACCACCCACCCCUUGAAAGCCAUAUCCAUUUUCCACCACCCGUCGGCCUCGUGGGUUACACCGCGUGCAAACCCCGGAACCUCAGCUUUCCUGAUUCCUAAGACUGUCGCAGGUGCCGAAGAGGCGCCCGCCUCCUUGCAGUGGGGCUGGUCGGUCGGGAAGGGUUCCGAUCCGAAGCGGGGGGAGCUCUCCCACAUCGCAGCCCUUGAACUGCCUGGCUGAAAGAAAAAAAAUCUCCUUUUGAGGGGACUGAAUGAAUUGUGCUACUUAGAAUUGUGGAAGGAUUCAGUGUGAGCGGGCAGGCCUGACCCUGAUCUCCCCUCCCUUUCCCUCCACCCCCCUGUAAUCAGGGAAUGUUUCUAUUUCCAUUAGGGAGACCGAGGCAAAGCUGGGUGUCUCAAAACUUGACAGAUAUAAGAUGGGUGGACUUCAACUCCCAGAAUUCCCUAGCUAGCCAUACUGGCUGGGGAGUUCUGGGACUUGAAGUCCACCCAUCUUAAAGCUGCCACACCAAGGUU
Molecule: messenger RNA, 3190 nt
Organism: Notechis scutatus (mainland tiger snake)
Lineage: Eukaryota; Metazoa; Chordata; Lepidosauria; Squamata; Elapidae
Source: RefSeq, a predicted model, not a curated record